AUGUUCAAAAGCAGACGUUUAAAGAACGUCAAAGAAGUUUUCAAAUCUAUAAAAGGUCAGGGUUCAGAGACAUCCAUUGAGGUUUCAAAAUCAUCACCUAAAUCUGCAGAUUCUGAGCCAUCCCAUAAAUCCCAAAAUUCGAAAUCUUCCACCUCAUUUAAACUUCCUACGGGCUCAAGUAACAAGAAUAAGAUAUUUUCAUUAAAAGAAGCAAACAGAUAUGGUAUGAGUAGUAAACCAACCUCUGCUGCAUUCGACUUCACGCAAAAUUUAUUGGCUAUUGCUACAGCUACAGGAGAAGUUCAUAUUUAUGGCCAGCAGCAAGUGGAAGUACUUAUAAACCUGGAGGAUAGGUCACCCGUUAAGGAGAUGAGAUUUGUAAAAGGUAUCUAUCUGGUUGUCAUCAACUCAAAAGAUGUCAUGUUUGUCCUAUCUUUAUAUUCUCAAAAAGUACUUGCAACAGUGUUUGCUCCGGGGAAAAUAACGUCGAUUGAUACAGACGCAUCCUUAGAUUGGAUGCUGAUUGGUCUUCAGAGCGGUUCAAUGAUAGUUUAUGACAUUGAUAGGGACCAACUUUCCACGUUCAAGUUAGGCAACUUACAAAAAAACUCAUUUUUUCCGGAUGCAAGGCUGUCACCCAUGGUGUCGAUUCAAUGGAACCCUAGGGAUAUUGGCACUGUGCUAAUAUCAUACGAGUACGUAACUCUGACAUACUGUUUAAUUGAUAACGAAAUUAAGCAAUCAUUUAUAUACGAGUUGCCGCCUUUUGCUCCGGGAGGUGACUUUUCAAAGACAACUAGUGAAAAGAGGACACCCAAAGUAAUCCAAUCCUUAUAUCAUCCCAAUUCCCUACACAUCCUAACCGUUCAUGAAGAUAAUUCUUUAGUUUUCUGGGAUGCUAAUACAGGACAUAUGGUAAUGGCAAGGACAAUAUUCGAGACUGAAAUUAAUAUUCCGCAGCCUGAUUACAUACGGGACUCUAGUACAGGUGCGGCGGCAAUUUCAAAAGUGUUUUGGAUGUGUGAAAACAAUCCAGAAUAUACGUCACUACUUAUCUCUCACAAACCAGUCGGUCAAGAUGGCAACCAAAGUCUCACCAUGGUGGACCUUGGUUACACACCGAGAUAUUCAAUAACAUCAUAUGACGGUAUGAAAAAUUACUACGCGAAUCCGAAACAGAUGAAGAUAUUUCCGUUAACAACCAACAUGCCGAUAGUAAAGGUACUGCCGAUUCCAAGACAAUCCCCAUAUUUUUCAGGAUGCCAUAAUCCAGGAUUAAUUCUAUUGAUUCUUGGAAAUGGUGAGAUAGAAACAAUGCUAUAUCCUUCUGGAAUAUUUACUCAUAAAGCCUCUUUGUUCCCUCAAAAUCUUUGUUGGCUUAGACCAACAGCUACAGUUUCUGUGGCCACUUCUGUACCCAACAAACUAUGGCUAGGAGUGCUAUCCGCAGCUCAAAGUAAGGAUUGCGUAUUGAAGGGGGGUGUUCGAACAAAAAGGCAAAAAUCCCCAGCAGAAUACGGUACAGCUCUCAUUACUGGCCACUCAAAUGGCUCAGUUAGAAUAUGCGAUGCUUCUCAUGGGGAUAUACAAGACAAUGCCAGCUUUGAGAUGAACCUAUCAAGAACAUUAAAUAGAGCGAAUAAAUUAGCCGUCGACAAACUAUCCUUUGCUGCAGAAACUCUUGAGCUCACGGUAUCGAUUGAAACAGGUGAUGUUGUUUUAUUCAAGUACGAAGUAAACCAGUUUUAUAGUGCCGAAAAGAGGCCAGACAGCGGUGACCUAAAUAUGGACUUUAGGCGGUUCUCAUUGAACAAUACGAAAGAUGUUCUCGUUGAUGUAAAGGACAGAGCACCCACCAAUAUUAAACAGGGAUUUAUGCCAUCGACAGCUGUACAUGCCGAUAACGGAAAAACUUCUGCCUUAAAUAACAGUAACAUCGGGUUUGUUGGCAUUGCGUAUGCUGUCGGAAGCCUUAUGCUGAUCGAUAGAAGAGGGCCAGCAAUCAUUUACAUGGAAAAUAUUAAAGAAUUACCAGGGGUUAAGAGUACAUGCGUUUCCUGCAUUGAAUUUGUAAUUAUGGAAUAUGGAGAUGACGGUUACUCAAGCAUAUUAAUGCUUUGUGGCACUGAUAUGGGCGAACUGAUCACCUACAAGAUCCUUCCUGCACCUGGUGGAAGAUUUAAUGUUCAGUUUAUGGACAUCACCAAUGUUAAUAGUAAAGGGCCAGUACGUAAAAUCGAUGCUUUCACAAAGGAAACGAAAUCUAGUUGCUUGGCAACUAUUCCAAAAAUGCAGAGUUUAAGCAAGGGACUUUGUAUUCCUGGAUUUGUAUUGACAACUGCAUUUGAUGAUAUAAGAAUGAUAACUUUAGGCAAGUCUAAAGAUAUGCACAAGAGUUUCAAAUAUCCACUGGCCACUACAGGUAUAUCGUAUAUUCCUACUUUAGAAGGGAAUAACAGCCGAAAAAUAUUAGCGGUAAUAGUCACGUUAGAAAUCAACGGCCAUGUCAAAGUUUUUUCAGUUCCAGAUUUUAAGGAGCAGAUGUCUGAACAUAUUCCAUUUCCAAUAGCUGCGAAAUACAUAACAGAAUCUUCCGUCCUAAGGAAUGGUGAUUUAGCGAUUAGAGUGGGUGAAUUUCAAGCAUCGUUAUUUUCUACCGUCAAGGAACAGAGUACAGCACCACCAGCACAAGUUUCCGACGUACUGUAUAUUAAUGGAGUUCGAAUCCCGUAUAGGCCACAAGUAAAUUCAUUACAAUGGGUGAGAGGUACCGUGUAUUGCACACCUGCCCAAUUGAAUGAGUUACUUGGAGGUAAAAAUAGACCCGAUUCCAAAUACAAGGAGAGUGUUAUUGCUCAAGGAACUUUUUCGGAACGUCCUUCGGAUAAUAAUCAUGAAGAGGGUUCGGAGUACCAGUACAAUAAACCCUCACGGAAAGGUAGGAAUAGUAACUAUGGUGUACUGAGAAAUGUUUCCCGUGUUGUUGAAACCAGAUGGGAUGCCGUUGAAGAUAGGUUUAACGAUUAUGCUACUGCCGUGGGCGAAACAAUGAACGAGGCCGUUGAGCAGACUGGGAAAGAUGUAAUGAAGGGUGCCUUAGGAUUUUGA
Molecule: messenger RNA, 3108 nt
Organism: Saccharomyces eubayanus
Lineage: Eukaryota; Fungi; Ascomycota; Saccharomycetes; Saccharomycetales; Saccharomycetaceae
Gene: SRO7
Product: Rab GTPase-binding protein SRO7
Exons: 1
Coding region: 1-3108 (1035 amino acids)
Biological process (GO): regulation of protein secretion; regulation of exocytosis; establishment of cell polarity
Cellular component (GO): plasma membrane; cytoplasm
Molecular function (GO): syntaxin binding; GTPase activator activity; myosin II binding
Source: RefSeq, a predicted model, not a curated record